GUCCGCUAGUCAAAAGCCAACUUUGACUGAUAUUUGGUCAUAUUUUACAUUUCUCUUUUCUACUUUCUACAUCACACUCUGAAUCCUUCGAGGCUGCGGUUCCAAAGUACACAGACUCUUACCAUCCUUCAAACAGAUAUGUCCCCUUCAACACCACCGCCUCGCUUGCCAGAGGACAGGACGCUCGCAGAUAUGGGAGACAAUACACACCAGGUCGAUCCUGAGAAGGAAAAGCCGAACGAAAUGUCCUCUUCGGCCUCCUCGACGGACAAUGGUGUACCCAGAUCAGAUGCCCCUGAAGCUGAUGGUGCUACUACCGAAGAGAAACCUGUCGCUGAGCCGCCGAAACCUAUGACAUACCCAAAGGGUAUCGAGGUCUUGUUCAUUAUGCUUGCUCUCAUACUCAGUAUCACACUGAUCUCUCUGGACCAGACCAUCGUCGCGACCGCAAUUCCAAAGAUCACGGACCAAUUCCACAAGCUUGAUGAUAUCUCGUGGUACGGUUCUGCUUACUUCUUGACGCUUGGCGCGUUCCAGUCACUAUGGGGCAAGGUGUACAAAUUCUUCCCACUGAAAACCAGCUUCCUGGUCGCAAUCUUCAUCUUCGAACUCGGAAGCUUGAUCAGCGGAGUCGCUCAGAACUCAAUGACUCUGAUCGUUGGACGUGCUAUUUCCGGUCUUGGUGCUUCGGGUAUUGCGCCUGGAGUUUACACGAUUUCGGCGUUUGCGGCUGAGCCCACGAAACGAGCUACCUACACCUCGGUCAUUGGAGUUUCGUAUGGUGUUGCUGCUGUGUGUGGACCACUCAUUGGUGGAGGACUCACUGAUGGAGCGUCGUGGAGAUGGUGCUUCUAUAUCAAUCUUCCAAUCGGUGGUCUGGCCGCUGCUGUCAUUUUGGUCACCUUCAAGACUCCUGCAGCUGCCAAGGUGGUCCAAGCUACAUUAAAGGAGAAGCUUUUGCAAAUGGACUUCUUGGGCGCAACGCUCACCAUGGGUGCAUCCCUCACCUUGCUACUAGCCCUUCAGUAUGGAGGUCAGACCCAUCCGUGGAGCUCUAGUCUUGUUAUCGGAUUGAUCGUCGGUUUCGUUGCCAUCGUUGGAGUCCUCACAGCAGUAGAGAUCUGGCAGGGCGAACGCGCCAUGCUAACACCUCGCCUGAUGCGUCAACGACACGUCUGGGUCAACGGUCUUUGGGGUUUCUUCUUUGCCGGCGCUUAUUUCGUCACGCUCUACUACCUGCCCAUUUAUUUCCAAAGUAUCGACAACGCCAGUCCGAUUGGCUCGGGUGUCCGCAACAUCCCUCUCAUCGUCCUGUUCGGCAUCGCCACAUACGGCUCGGGUGUGAUCAUCACAAAGACAGGUGUCGCAGCUCCUUACUUGCCAGUUAGCUCCGUAAUCGUCACCAUCGCCGCCGGUCUAUUCUUCACCAUGGACAUUGGAACAUCGACAGGCAAAUGGGUUGGCUACCAGAUCCUAGGCGGCUUUGGAUACGGUCUCGCGCUGCAAGUUCCCGUCAUCAUCUCGCAGGCCUUCUCCGCACCCGCUGAUAUAGCCCCCACCACGGCAAUCAUCAUAUGGUGUCGAUCCAUGGGUGGUACAAUCCUCCUCUCAGCCGCCCAGUGCGGCUUCGUCAACCAACUCGUCGCAAAGCUCGCCAGCACCGCACCCAAUCUCGAUGCAACCCUCGUCACCGCCACCGGCGCCACGGAUCUGCACCGCGUCUUUACCGGCGCCGACCUCGACGGCGUCUUGCGCGCGUAUGCAUGGGGUAUCAAGGUUGCCUUUGCAAUCACAAUCGCGUGCUGUGGUAUCUGUGUGCCUGUCAGCAUGCUCACCAGGUGGAAUAAUGUCAAUGCAAAGAAGCAGGCUGCUAGCAAGGCUUGAGAUGGCUAUUUCCCCCAACAUAGGGGCGAGAAGGGCGGUGCUGUUGACUGAUCGAGGCGGGAAGUUCAUUUCAUGUGUACGAUGAUUUUAGCAUUGGGUUUGGGGUAGAGGAGAGCGUAGAAUGCGUGUUAGAGGGGUGGAAAAUGGGUGCCGCUCAUGGCUAGCUUUUCUUAAUAUACUCAAGUAGACCUCGCAAGGUAGUUCACUUUGUAGCAUUAGCAUUGAAAUUGAAAUAUGAAAGCUU
Molecule: messenger RNA, 2128 nt
Organism: Pseudovirgaria hyperparasitica
Lineage: Eukaryota; Fungi; Ascomycota; Dothideomycetes; Acrospermales; Acrospermaceae
Product: MFS general substrate transporter
Exons: 4
Coding region: 139-1884 (581 amino acids)
Biological process (GO): transmembrane transport
Molecular function (GO): transmembrane transporter activity
Source: RefSeq, a predicted model, not a curated record